Dibothriocephalus latus is the source of this 483-nucleotide messenger RNA. The record is from the annotation of a GenBank genome assembly. Lineage: Eukaryota; Metazoa; Platyhelminthes; Cestoda; Diphyllobothriidea; Diphyllobothriidae.
CCACAGAAAGCUGCCACGUCGGAGGCAGAACAACAACAACUCCGGGCGCCUUGUGUCGCCGCUGAGAAGUCUGUUGCCGGUGACGAAGAAUCCACCAUCUCCGAGAGGGCAGAAGAAGAAGGCGACGCCCUCUACCAGCGGAUCUCUUUUGCUUGUGAGGACCUUCCACCUGGGUCAUGGAACGUGGAGGGCUUUUAUCCGCGUUGUUCGGUCUGCUGGCCCUUCUUGGCCGUGAGUUCUCCCGUCGGUAAGUCGAAUGACGGAGCUCUGCGAUUCGGUGUACAGAUUUGGAAGUUUGCUGGUAAACCUCCUACAGCCCAUCGCGUCACAACCUUUGACGAUCCUGACAGCAGCCCCCACGGUUCGGGACGGAUCAUGUGGUUGCGCCUACUGUCAAAAAACUGGCUAGCGGUGGCUUACGAGACCGGCGUCCUCUGCAUCUGGGACAGUGUAAAAGGUAACUAUUUUUAUUGCCAGUGCUAA